This is a messenger RNA of Diatraea saccharalis (sugarcane borer), 1953 nucleotides long. The record is from the annotation of a GenBank genome assembly. NCBI's taxonomy places the organism in Eukaryota, Metazoa, Arthropoda, Insecta, Lepidoptera, Crambidae.
AUGGAACAGAUCCUGAAAAAUCAGCAGGCGGCGAUCGCCAUGGACGUGGCGACGCUGAUAUCCCGCGGUGAUUCCCUCGUGUACGACAAACAUCGCGACCAUCCGCUGCUCGCAGAUUACAUACAGGCCAACUACUUGGAUAAGUUGCGCACUGCGUGGUCGGCGGUAAUGUCGGAGAUAGAUAGCAAGCGCGCCGCCGCACUCGCCGCCGAGCAGCACGCCCACGAGCUCAAUACGAUAAUGCAACAACUAGCUUUACCAGAGUGGUCGCAGCUGGAAGGGCCGUCGGAUCUGGAACGCGUAGAGCGUGAUGUGGAACGCGCGCAGACUUUGGCACGAGAGCUGCGCGCGCUGCGAGUCACCGUUGAUGAUCGCGCGCUGCAACAAAUCACGCAGCGAUACCAACAAUACCGGGAUAAAUUGGAGAGUCCUUUGAGUCCUUCGAGCGAGGCGUUAGUGACGAAGAUCGCAGCAGCUCGUACGAUCGUCAACAAUACACGUACGCAGUUACUCUACACCCCGCCCCUCUCUGGUCGAGACUACGAUGACUUCCCGCUGCAGGAGGAUGCGCUAGCGCGUGUGAAGGCGUCGUUAGAUGAGGCCAGUGUGGUGGCGAGUGAAUGCGCAGCUGAAGCGACCAAGGCCGGCUCAAUACCGCAGCGGCUGCACACCAGGCUAGUGGAGGAACUUGCAAUACUCACACAAGACUACAACCGCCGAUAUGACAAAUGGGUUGUGUGCCGCGAGCAGUGGCGACGGCUGUACGAGUCGCUGGAGGGGGGCGGUGACGCGUUACAGCACGCACUGGAUGCCGCGCGGCAACACAAGCGCGACGCUGACGCUCAGUUGGCGAGCGUGCGGGGGGCGGUGGAGAGCGCGCGGGCGUGCGGGCGGGUAGUGCUGGGCGCGUGCGGGGCGCCGCUCUCUACACAGAUACAGGAGCAGCUUGACGCGCUCAACGCACGCUGGCAUCAAGCACAACACUACACACUAAAGGCAAAAAUAUCACAACAAGAAGACGAAAAUUGGGUAUCAUCAGCCACUGGGCAGCUGCAGCACGUUCGUGCGCUGCUGGCCACCAGUGCCAAUCCAUCGGAGCGUACCAGUCUCGCCAUCAGGCUCAGCCUUGUCAAGGCGCGCGAGGAGGAAGUGGGUCGGCUGAUAGAGACAGGUGACCCUCACCACGAGCGACUGCUGCGUCAACUGAAAGAGGCGAAGUCGGAGUUAGCUGCUCAUGCUUCCUUGGUGAGCGGCAAGUUGGUCGCGCUGGGCAAGUACUGCGCGCGGCUUCACGCCGCACACGAGUGGGCCACGCACGCGCGGGAUACGCUCGCGCGGGCGCACAAUCAGCGGGACAGGGACGCGCUAGCGAACGAAGUGUCGCAGAGAGCAGCGGAAGUGCACGAAGUACUAGAAAACUACAACAACAUGGAGCGUGAAUGUACCAGCGCGCGGUUAUCUGUCGCGCCCGAGUUGCGCGACCACGUGUUGCGAUUACGUCGCGAGUGGCCCCCGCUGAAACACUUGGCCGGAACACGUGAUUCGGUCGAGAGGACGCGCGAUUCGGUCGAACGUAUACGCGAAACUGGUGAGAAGACUCGUGAUUCGGUCGAACGUACGCACGAUUCAAACGAGCGGGUACGAGAUUCUAUCGAGCGCGCGCUUGAUUCGUCAGAUAGGACCCGCGAUUCGAUCGAGCGGAGACGUGAUUCGGUCGAACGAAGGCGUGACUCGACCGAGCGGACACGAGUUUCGGUCGAGAAGACACCGGAGUCGGUUGAACGGUCACAAGAGACUACUGAGUUGCAACGGCGCGGCUCCUCGGACUCUACACCUAGCGAUUGGAGCUCGCGCUCGUCGUCGAGGCGGCGGUCCUCGCAGCAGUCCAGCGCCGCACUCAUUGCCAACUUCGACACCGCCGCCCAGCAGGUAUUAUACAUUUUUUUAGUGUAG